Molecule: messenger RNA, 2067 nt
Organism: Panthera uncia (snow leopard)
Lineage: Eukaryota; Metazoa; Chordata; Mammalia; Carnivora; Felidae
Product: ras-related protein M-Ras
Exons: 4
Coding region: 114-674 (186 amino acids)
Biological process (GO): signal transduction
Cellular component (GO): plasma membrane
Molecular function (GO): GTP binding; GTPase activity; GDP binding
Source: RefSeq, a predicted model, not a curated record
CUCUAUAAGGAGGGAGGAAAACUCGUGAAUAUUUUCCACUCAAGGUCAGAAAGGAAAAAGCCUCCUGCCUCAUUACACAUGUCUUGCCUCCCCAGGUCUGACCUAUCAGAAACAUGGCAACCAGUGCCGUCCCCAGUGACAACCUCCCCACGUACAAGCUGGUGGUGGUGGGAGAUGGGGGUGUGGGCAAGAGCGCCCUCACCAUCCAGUUUUUCCAGAAGAUCUUUGUGCCUGACUACGACCCGACCAUCGAAGACUCCUACCUGAAACAUACGGAGAUUGACAAUCAAUGGGCCAUCCUGGACGUUCUGGACACAGCCGGGCAGGAGGAAUUCAGCGCCAUGCGGGAGCAGUACAUGCGCACAGGGGACGGCUUCCUCAUCGUCUACUCGGUGACAGACAAGGCCAGCUUCGAGCACGUGGACCGCUUCCACCAGCUCAUCCUGCGCGUCAAGGACAGAGAGUCAUUUCCGAUGAUCCUCGUGGCCAACAAAGUCGAUCUGAUGCAUUUGAGGAAAAUCACCAGGGAACAAGGAAAAGAAAUGGCGACCAAACACAAUGCACAGCGCAGGCCCCUGGCCUCCUUGGUCAGUUACAUAGAAGUCCACUCUGCCUGCUGGGAGGUCUGCUGCAAGGUUGCCCCAUCCCCCUGCCUGGUGGGCCCAGCUGUGUGAGUAGAGGAAGGGGGCUCACUGCAAGUUACUUCUGCUUGUCUGUGCCUUCUGUGUUCAUUCACAUGUUCACUUAACUGUACUAGGCCCUGGGAAACAAAACCCCUUGCUUUAUGGUUCUUAUGUCUAGUGACAGGAGAAGAUAAUAAACAAAGCAAAUUACAGUGUGUUGGAAGGUGACAUGUACUAUGGAAAAAAGUAAAUCAGGGAAGGGGGUCAGGAAUGUGAGGUGGAGGAGGAUGCUUUUCCAAAUAGGGUAAUCAGAGAAAGCCUUGCUAGGGAGGGUGCAUUUCAGCAAGGACUUACAGGAGGUGGGGGAGUAAGCCCCACAGACCUCUGGGGAAAGAACGUUCCAGCUGAGGGAAUAAUCGAUGCAAAGACCCUGAGGUGGGAGUUUGAGGAUCGGCAAGGCCAGCUGGAGCAGGAGUGGGAGGGGUGGGUAGCGGGAGGUCAGGUCAGAGAAGGGGUUUAAGGCUUUAUGGGCUUUUACUCAGAGGGAGACGGGAAACCACUGGAGGGCUUUGAGUGAUGAGUGAUGAGUGAUGAGGUCUGGCUUAUGGCUGGACAGCUUCUCUCUGGUGGCCGUGUUGAGUAGGGUUGGUAGGGGCCAAUCGUGGGAGCAGGGAAAUGAGUUAGAGGCUGCCACAAUAAUCCAGGUGCAGGUUAACAUGGCCCAGGGUGGGACUCGUGAAAGUGGCAAGGAGGUGGUUGGAUUCUGGACAUGUCUCUAAGAGAGCCAACAGGGUUUGUGCACAGAUUGGAUAUGGGGUGAGAGAGAAAGAAGGGAAUGGCAGGUGACCCUGUGGUUUGGGCAUGAGCAACUUUCAAAAGACAGGAGUGAGAGUAGCUGGGCAGAGGAGACAGUAGGAUUAAGUGUGUGCAAGACAGGAGCUUGCUUGCAUAUCUGUGUCAUUUACAGAGCUGAGCAGAUGAUCAGUUGGAAAUGCCAAGACAGCAGUCAGAUAUAGCAUCUGGGGUAAAUAUUGGCAAUUGACAGCAUGUAGAUGGCAUUUGAAGCCAUGAACACCAAGGGAGUGGGUGUAGGUAGGGCAAGGGCCCCAAACUGAGGGACCGAGGCCGGGACACUUGAACUAGUGAUGUGGGGAAGUGAGGAGGAAGCCAUAAAAGGGCCUGAGUGGUCAGUGACACAUGAGGGCCAAAGCAGAGCAUCAUGAGAGCCAAGUGAAGAAGGUGCCUCAAGGAGGAGGGAGUGAUCGACCAGGACAGGGCUGCCCUGAAGUCUCCAGAGGAGAGCUGGUUCAGCAGCAGGACAUUCUGAACAGAGACAGGCCUGAGGAGCCGGCUCCGUUUCACAGCCUUGGGCUCCAUACACUGGCCUGAGGAGGCUUUCUUAGGGCUUUCACCUUGUGUGUGUCCCUCCCAAGCAGCUGGGUGG